AUGUUCAUUUAUGAAAAAUGGGUGAUAUAUAUAAAUAAUUAUUGGUCGAGGAAAGAAUUAUGGUAUCUAGCUUUUAGAGAUACUACUGUCCAUGGAAAUCAGACCAAUAAUUUUAGUGAAGUUAGUGUACGGCUUUUUAAAGACAUAGUACUCUCCCGAAAUAAGGCAUAUAAUGCCAUUGCACUGGUUGAUUUUAUUUUUACAGGUAUUGAGGAUUACUACUUAAGACGGUCCGAUUGUGGUUAUUAUGAAGUAGAUGUCACUCAUGGUUUUUGUAUUUGUUCCAAAGAAAACUUGCGAGCUUUUUGCAAGCAUCAGGCAGCAGUAUACCAUCAUCAUAAUGAAUCCAUGCCUAAUUUACCAGCUAUUACUCUCUAUAUGCUAGCUAAAUUAGCAUUUGGAGAAAAUGUACCCGAAAGAUCAUUUUAUAAGCCUCCUCAUUUUGAAAAAUAUAAUUGUCAUUUUAGUGAAAAAGCAGCAGAAAUUGUUGAAUAUAAUGAAUCAUUAUUGAGUACUGCUGGUAGUAGUAUAUUACUAAGGCAUCGAUCUCGUGCAACUAUUCAAGUAGAGCCUACUAUGGUAAGUAGAAGAAAGCCAGGCAUCACCAGAGGUAAUAAACGUUUAUUAGUAGGACGACCAGCAAAAAUAGAUAAUAACAAAAGAAAUGCAAUAAAAAGAAAAAGAAAUUUAGCUGAAAAUGUUAAGAGGAAUGUCCCAAAUGCUAAAAGUCAUUAA
Rhopalosiphum maidis (corn leaf aphid) is the source of this 735-nucleotide messenger RNA. RefSeq lists its product as uncharacterized. Gene Ontology annotation, molecular function: zinc ion binding. The coding region runs from base 1 to 735 and encodes 244 amino acids. The record is from RefSeq and is a predicted model, not a curated record. NCBI's taxonomy places the organism in Eukaryota, Metazoa, Arthropoda, Insecta, Hemiptera, Aphididae. The transcript is spliced from 4 exons.